AGGAAGUGUGAGAACUGAACGCAGGAGGAAAACUGUUGACUUUUGCGCAUCGACAAGUCGCGACGUCGAAGUGAAUUAUGACUUUUAAGGCCGACAGCAGGCAAAGAUGCAAUGGAGGUCAAUAGUCGUGGGUCUUCUCGUUUUGAGGGUGCUGCUGAAUUGCGCGGUGUGGCUAGUGGUUGGACUGGGACCCAGCUGGGGCUUUGACUUGAUCAACCCCAUCAAAUUCACGUUCAACUUGCAUAAGAGCGAACUUCUCCAGGAUGGAGACCGAGCCACCGUCAAAACUAACGCCUGGUUACAGCACAUGUACGAUAACAGAAACCCUCAAGCAAAGACCUGCGCCAAGAUUAGUGGGAAUUCACCAAAGAAAUCCUACCUCAGCUUCUUUCAGGAGGGUAGAGAUGAAUAUGACAGAAAGUACAGCUCCUUCCCUGACGCGCUGAAAGUCAAGAUGAAGGGAAUGGCCCGAGACAUGUUUUAUUUCGGAUAUGAUAACUACAUGAAGUUUGCCUUUCCAGAGGACGAACUGAACCCUAUAGCUUGUGAAGGUCGAGGACCUGACGUGCUUAACCCAUCAAAUAUCAACAUCAACGAUGUCCUUGGAAACUACUCUUUGACCCUCAUCGAUGCUCUUGAUACGCUGUUGGUUCUUGGAAAUGUGACCGAGUUCCAUCGAGCUGUUAAGCUUGUGAUUGACACGGUCUCUUUUGACAAGGACUCCACUGUUCAAGUCUUUGAGGCCAACAUUAGAAUUCUAGGCAGUUUGAUCUCGGCCCAUAUUCUGCUGACUGAUCCACGGCACCCGUUUGGGGACAUAGCGCUGAAAGACUAUGAUAAUGAGCUGCUGCACCUGGCGCAUGACCUGGCCGUUCGACUACUACCUGCCUUUGAGAACACUAGCACUGGCAUCCCCUAUCCCAGGGUGAAUUUAAAGAGAGGCGUCCCUCCUGACAGCAUUAAUGAGACCUGUACGGCAGGGGCGGGCUCUCUGCUCGUGGAGUUUGGCAUUCUGAGCCGUCUGACUGGCGACUCUACAUUUGAGUGGGUCGCCCGGCGUGCUGUUAAAGCUCUUUGGAACUUGAGAAGCAAUGAAACUGGGCUGUUGGGGAAUGUGGUGAACAUUCAGACUGGUCAGUGGGUAGGGAAGCAGAGCGGUCUCGGUGCAGGCAUGGACUCAUUCUAUGAGUACCUCCUCAAGUCCUACAUUUUGUUUGGAGAGAAAGAAGACUACAGGAUGUUCUCUGCAGCUUAUGAGAGCAUUCAGAGCCACCUGAGAAGAGGAAGAGCGGCAUGUAAUGAAGGAGAUGGCGACCCACCACUCUAUGUGAAUGUGAACAUGUUUAAUGGACAGAUCAUGAACACAUGGAUUGACUCUCUGCAGGCAUUCUUCCCUGGACUACAGGUUUUGAAUGGAGAUGUUGAAAAUGCCAUUUGCCUUCAUGCCUUCUACUAUGCAAUCUGGAAGCGUUUCGGUGCUCUUCCGGAAAGAUACAACUGGCAGCUUCAGGCCCCAGAUAUUCUCUUCUACCCUUUAAGACCAGAACUAGUAGAAUCCACAUACCUACUCUAUCAGGCAACCAAGAAUCCUUUUUAUCUUCACGUUGGGAUGGACAUUCUUGAAAGCCUUGAAAAAAAUACCAAAGUCAGAUGUGGUUAUGCCACUCUCCAUCAUGUGGUGGAUAAGUCCAAAGAAGAUCGCAUGGAAAGUUUCUUCCUCAGCGAAACAUGCAAAUACCUUUACCUGCUCUUUGAUGAAGAUAACCCACUGCACAUGUCUGAGAGUAAGUACAUCUUCACUACAGAAGGCCAUGUAAUGCCGAUAGAUCAGCGCUUCAGGGAGAAAAAUUGGGAAGACCAGUUUCCGUGUGAAGAGCCUAAUAAUGAGCCCCCAGCCAACAUAAGCAACUGUGAAAGGAUUCCUGAAGAGCGACGUUACGGCCUUCCGCUAAAGAGCAUAUACAUGAGGCAAAUAGACCACAUGGUGGGGCUGUCCUGACAUCAGUACUGUCCCUGGACAUCUCAACACAUACAAACCCCCUGGAGGGGUUCAAUAACUCUCCAAUAAGAUAACUUUUCAGUCUCUUUUUGCACAUGAAGUGGUCAACAAAUCAACCAGUAUCAGUUGUUGUGUUUUUGGACAUAAAAGUUGUCUUCUAUUUUUAUCUAUUGUCUUAAUUUGGACCAGGUGUUUGGGUUUGGCUAUGUAUUCAGAUCCAGUCAGCAAAGGUCCACAGCCUAAAAAAAAAAACACAGUCAGGGCAGUUUGGCUCUUCAGAAUCCUAAAAUGCAUUGCAAAACUGCUUUUGAUUCUUUGGGCUGAUCAAUUUCUAUAUUGUGCAAUUGAGUGCGUUUACACACACUGUUACAUGUUUACUUCAGUGCCAUGUUUAUUGAAACUAUUCAAAAACAGUUGUUUUAUAUACACCUUAAAGGAACACACACAAAAGAUGGGCUUAAUUUAACACAAAUCAAACUGUGUUCUGAAAAUGUUUUCACUUUGCAAUAUGACGCAUUCUUUAUUUUUUUUUCAUACUUUGUGCCUUGGUUUGCAAGGUGUAGAACACUGGCCUAUUUUAUUUUUUGCAAGAUUCCUCAUUUCCAGUUGUACCCAUUCUGGUUUUAUGCUGUCAGUGUGUUGUGAUGAAAUUGGAAAGGUUUUGUUAUGUCGCAUACAUGUGUGGUAAGGUUUGAAAUCUCCACUCCUAUGUUAUUUUGACAGAACAAACCUCAUAAUUUGGUACAUUUUACACAGCAGGACGAGGAAGUGCUGUAGAUUCUCUCUCAAUUAGGUCUGGACAUCUAGUAAUUAGUCUCCGCUCUUCUAUUUUGUAUGUAAACAAAUAUGCAUAUUAACAGUGAAAUACAUCAAAAUUGUGACAUUUUUUGGACCAAAUAUUAAAUUUAACAAAAAAACAUGUGCCUUUAACAAAUUUAAUUUUUCUUCAGUCCUCAGGAUCAGUAGUAUGCCAAAAUGCAGUCUCUGAUAAUGCAGAGGUGAUAUGCAUGUGCUGUGCAAGUAACGUCAUUAACUCUUUUAAUGCUUAAUUGUUGGUGCAAAAGUUUUCCGAACAAAAGUCAGAAAUAAGGGAUUCUGAGAAUGAUCAGUAUAAGAGAAGAAUUCAUUUCUUUGGUAUUACAGAUUAUAAUUUCCUUGGGGCACAUACACAGAGAGGAUACUCUCAUAAAUGGGUUAUAUUUAUUAAGAUUUGUUUUUAUCAGAUGCAAGUAUUAUCUAAUUAAAGUUGAUCAGAUUAAUGUU
Molecule: messenger RNA, 3262 nt
Organism: Sinocyclocheilus rhinocerous
Lineage: Eukaryota; Metazoa; Chordata; Actinopteri; Cypriniformes; Cyprinidae
Product: ER degradation-enhancing alpha-mannosidase-like protein 1
Exons: 12
Coding region: 107-1999 (630 amino acids)
Biological process (GO): carbohydrate metabolic process; mannose trimming involved in glycoprotein ERAD pathway; endoplasmic reticulum mannose trimming
Cellular component (GO): membrane
Molecular function (GO): calcium ion binding; mannosyl-oligosaccharide 1,2-alpha-mannosidase activity
Source: RefSeq, a predicted model, not a curated record